Molecule: messenger RNA, 377 nt
Organism: Colletotrichum destructivum
Lineage: Eukaryota; Fungi; Ascomycota; Sordariomycetes; Glomerellales; Glomerellaceae
Exons: 1
Coding region: 111-377 (88 amino acids)
Source: RefSeq, a predicted model, not a curated record
GAUCCAGUGGUAGAAGAAGUUGGCUGCAAUCGCCGCGAAUAUGAGGACAAAACACGUCCCCAUACUUUUGCCUAAAGGCUCUGAGCUUAGUCUUCAGAAACGUAUCCGUGAUGGCUGAGGAGUCUGUCGUCGAAAACACGGGCAAUGCCCAGGAGAGAAAAGCCGUCCGUCUACCGUUUAGGAAAUUAUCAUACACGGACAAAGUCGGAUACUUCAAGUACCGACAGGCACCAUUGAUGGUAUCGACAGAGGCAUUGAUCUCCUCACAUUGUGAACACUUUUCGAUCGUGACACUCCGCCAGUCCUCGGCUUUCGGCAAGUCCUUCAUUGCCGCAGCAAUCUUUAGCCACAUGGAAGACAGCGAUAUCUUCAUGUGA